UGGGAUGCAGCGACGGGGCUGCCAUCUGGUGAGCCCUUGCGAGGGCACACUGGUUUGGUUUGGUCAGUCUCUUUCUCCCCCGAUGGCACUCGCAUCGUAUCUGGUUCACAGGAUAAAACUAUCCGGCUGUGGAAUGCAGCGACAGCGCAGCAAUUUCAGGAACACACUGAGAUCCAUUCCUCUGCAUUCUCUUUGGAUAUAGGUCCCAUCACACCUUGCAAACAGGAGACUGCCAUGCACAGCAAUAAUUGUAACAAUCACCCCAUUUGCUUCGCAUCAAACUUGAAGCAUGCACUGCAAAACCCUACUGAGCUGCUCAAGGGCACCUCUCAUCAUGAUCUUAAUCCAACCCCUGUCUUGCCGAAAGAUGGAUGGAUGGUAGGAGCCAAUCGUCGGCUGCUUUUUUGGGUACCACUCGCUUCCCGAGAACGACCAUUUUAUUCUCCUGGGAUUGCAUCUGUGAUACCCAGUGGGCAAGAAAUUGAUUUGAGUCGCAUGGCUCAUGGAGAACACUGGUCGAAUUGCCGAGACGCCCCUACUUCCCGAUGAUCCAAUUGUAGCAAUACUGAGUGUACAGUUUUGUUCUAUGUCAAUCCUAUAUCUGGCAUCGAGUUUGAAUUUCAGUGAAAUGGCCCGCCGAAAACGAGACUGAGUAUGACUCCAAAUACUACUGCUAGUUUGUCAGAGCACACACUGAGG
This is a messenger RNA of Suillus subaureus, 699 nucleotides long. RefSeq lists its product as uncharacterized. Lineage: Eukaryota; Fungi; Basidiomycota; Agaricomycetes; Boletales; Suillaceae. The record is from RefSeq and is a predicted model, not a curated record. Bases 235 to 549 code for a protein of 104 amino acids. The transcript is spliced from 2 exons.